AUGCAAUCUUGUACAGCAAUAGUAUAUGCUGCUAUUGUUUGUUGCUUUCUUUUGCCAUUCAGUGAACAACAAUAUACACCAGAUUGGAAAUCAUUAGAUUCACGUCCAUUACCUGCAUGGUAUGAUGAAAGUAAAAUAGGUAUCUUCAUUCAUUGGGGUGUCUUCAGUGUUCCAUCAAUUGUGUCCGAAUGGAUGUGGUGGGAUUGGAAAGGAGACAAACCAAAUCCCAAACUUGUAGAUUUUAUGAAAAAAAAUUAUCCACCUGAUUGGACAUAUGCCGAUUUUGCUGAACAAUUUCAUGCAGAAUUUUACGAUCCUAACGAAUGGGCUGAUAUAUUUGCUGCAUCUGGUGCAAAAUAUAUUGUCCUCACGAGCAAGCAUCAUGAAGGUUUUACUAUGUGGCCAUCGAAAUAUUCAUUUAAUUGGAAUGCAAUGGAUGUUGGUCCAAAACGAGAUUUACUUGGUAGAUUAUGA
Rotaria sp. Silwood2 is the source of this 474-nucleotide messenger RNA. Lineage: Eukaryota; Metazoa; Rotifera; Eurotatoria; Philodinida; Philodinidae. The record is from the annotation of a GenBank genome assembly.